UCACGCACUCAACAACCAAUGGGAAUUGUGACUUUUUCCAACAAUUAAGUAAAACUACAUAAACAGCCAAAUCUCACUGCAAGAGAAUCUCAUGGCUUAUAAAAGGUGGGACAAAUCGUUUCCCCAGUAGAUCUCAUCUAGUUGAUUCAAGAACUAAAAAGCAGAACAAACAAGAACAAGGCACCCUGAAGAGAGAUUCAACAAUGGCACUAUUAAACAUCGAGAUUUUGCGGAUAUGUCUUCUCGUCCUUGUCGUCACAACUUUCCUAGCAGAAGCGACUCGUAAUUGUACUCCUAGAAGCAUGCCUGUAAAGAGAAAAUUCCAACAUCUUCGUCAACACUAUCAUUUUGUAGAAAAGAUAGAAAUUGCUGAAGCCGUCGAAGGCAUUCAGAUUCCUCGCCGUACAAAACGUUCUGCUUCGUCUGCGUCUAAUUCUCUCAGUGAUAAUAAAACCGGAAGUAGUCUGUGUCCUUGGAGAUGGGUGAAUGACGACGACACGACAAGGUCUCCACGUUACUUCCGGAAAGCUGAAUGUCCUGGAUGUGCACAUUACUGCCGUGCCGUCUAUUACCAUCACCGUGCCUUAUUCAAAAGAUGUGACUCAACGACUGGAAUGCGGGUAUGGAAAUGGAUUGAAAUUGCGUUACCUAUCGCAUUCUUGUACGAUCCUUAGGAAACAUACUCAUAGUCCUUACAGAUUUCAGUGCAUAUGACGUCACGGCCGCCAUCUUCGCCCGAGAGCUAUAUUGGAGUUUUUUUCGUAUUAUCCGCCAACAUAGAAGAUGUGUAACAUAAUCGCCAUACUGGUCGAUUCAUGAAGGCAAUAGUGCUAUAUUGCUAGAUAGUUCGUAUGUAUCAUCCAACAUGGUGUACGCGUGACGUCACGACCGCCAUUUUGACUUUGUUGUAUGGUCUUACUAGGU
This is a messenger RNA of Actinia tenebrosa (Australian red waratah sea anemone), 924 nucleotides long. RefSeq lists its product as uncharacterized. NCBI's taxonomy places the organism in Eukaryota, Metazoa, Cnidaria, Anthozoa, Actiniaria, Actiniidae. The record is from RefSeq and is a predicted model, not a curated record.